AUGGCGAGCGGAAUGCCCGUAAAUGAUACCUGCGUGACAGCUUUCAAUGAGCUGAAGCUGCGCCACGCCUACAAAUGGAUCAUAUUCAAGAUCGACCACGACGAGAUCGUGGUGGAGAAAAAGGGAACCAGCCCCGCUGCUGAGUUCUCCAAGGAACUCCCUGCAUCCGAUUGCAGAUACGCAGUGUACGAUGAAGGUCAGCGCAUCCACUUCAUCCUGUGGUCUCCUGACUGCGCCCCCGUGAAGCCCCGCAUGAUCUACUCUUCUUCAAAGGAUGCCCUGGGCAAGAAGUUGGAGGGGACGAUGGCCACCACUCUGGAGGCUCACGAGCUGAGCGACCUCAGCGUGCUUACCUAA
This is a messenger RNA of Eimeria mitis, 357 nucleotides long. Its product is annotated as actin depolymerizing factor, putative. NCBI's taxonomy places the organism in Eukaryota, Apicomplexa, Conoidasida, Eucoccidiorida, Eimeriidae. Gene Ontology annotation, biological process: actin filament depolymerization. Bases 1 to 357 code for a protein of 118 amino acids. The record is from RefSeq and is a predicted model, not a curated record. The transcript has 2 exons. Gene Ontology annotation, cellular component: cytoplasm; actin cytoskeleton. Gene Ontology annotation, molecular function: actin filament binding.